ACAAAAAUUUGAGUGAGAGGAAAGAGAGAAAGGGACUUUCUCCCUAAGAAGGGAAAAUCACAUUGUUAGUCCCAAUAAAAUUUCUCUCUCCCUUUGAGAACCCUUCAUUUUCGGUAUUCAUUCAGGGGAAUUGAGGAAUUGUUGAGACAAACAAUUAAGUGAUUUUCCGGCAGCAGUUGCGUGUAGAUUUCACACACAAUCUUGUCCGGAAGGUCAGCGUUUGGUAAACAUGGAAGAUUCUCCUUCUUCUCCUUCUCCUUCAAAUUCUUCAUCUUCUACUCCACCUUCUUCUUCUUCGCCCCCUCCUGACUCUUCUCCCCCUCCUUCUCCUCCUGAAUCUUCUCCACCACCGCCAAAAUCUGACUCUUCUUCACCUCCACCACCAAAAUCUGACUCUUCUUCACCUUCACCUCCACCAUCGAAAUUUGACUCUCCUUCACCACCACCCCCUGAAUCAUCACCACCACCGAAAUCUGAUUCAUCUCCUCCUCCUCCAUCCCCUAAUCAAUCACCCCCACCAAAAUCCGAAUCAUCUCCUCCUCCUGCAUCACCACCUCCUACAGAAUCUUCUCCCUCUCCUCCAUCAUCUACAAUUUUUUCUCCUCCAUCGCCGAAAUCAUCUGAUUCUUUUCCUUCUGAUGACAAUGACAACCCUAAUACACAAUCACCACCACCCUCCUCAAACUCUUCAUCAUCAUCCCCACCACCAACCACGAACACCAAACCCUCUCCUUCCAAAAAUACCUCCUUUAACGAACCUAAUUCUCCUCCAUCAUCUACAUUCUCUCCACCCACUCCCAUUUCUCCAGAAUCAUCUCUAUUUCCAUCUGAAAAGGCGUUACCUACUUCUCCACCUUCACGAGAUGCAUCAUCGAAUAAAUCACCUAGUUCCUUAGGAAGCAAUAACUCGCCACCACAUGAACAAUCAUCUUCCUCAACUGUUGCAAUAGUAGCUGCAGUAUCUGUGACAGGUCUAUUAAUUUUGGCCGUUGUCAUUGUCUGCCUAUUAUGUAAUAGAAAGAAGAAGAAACAACCAUACUAUGUCGAUCCUGCACAUCCACCAAAAGGUGGUGAUCCUUACUACAAUACGGGCAAUUAUUCUAGUCCUCAUACGGAUCACAUUGUUACAUUAGCUCCACCACCAGGUGUAAUGGGAACUCCUCAAGAAGCGGGUCUCGGGUGGACCCCGCCACCCCCUCCUCCAGCCGCGAAUACGAGCAGUGAAUUUAGCUCAGGUUAUUCAAGCCAUGUACCUGGAGGAGGGCCAGCUACAAUACCAUCUCCUAAUUAUGGUGGACUAUCAAAAAUUCAAUUCACUUAUGCUGACUUGGCAACCGCCACGGGUGGAUUUUCGGAAGCAAAUGUGUUGGGUCAAGGAGGGUUCGGAUUCGUGCAUAAAGGUGUUUUGACAGAUGGAAGUGUAGUCGCGGUUAAGAGUUUGAAGUCCGGGAGCGGACAAGGAGAGAGAGAGUUUCAAGCUGAAGUAGAAAUUAUUAGUAGAGUUCAUCAUAGACAUCUUGUUUCACUUGUGGGAUAUUGCAUUACUGAUGGACAACGUAUGUUGGUAUAUGAAUUUGUUUCAAAUGGAACUUUGGAGUAUCACCUUCAUGGUAAAGGUCGACCUGUUAUGGACUGGGGCCUUAGGCUUAAAAUUGCUUUGGGAUCAGCCAAGGGAUUGGCUUACCUCCAUGAAGAUUGUCAUCCUCGAAUUAUCCAUCGUGACAUCAAGGGUGCAAACAUUUUACUUGAUAACAAUUAUGAAGCCAUGGUGGCUGAUUUUGGAUUAGCUAAACUUACCGAAGACAAUAAUACUCAUGUCUCCACUCGUGUUAUGGGAACUUUUGGGUACUUAGCUCCAGAAUAUGCAUCAAGUGGAAAAUUAUCAGAAAAGUCAGAUGUAUUUUCAUUUGGAGUUAUGUUAUUGGAACUUAUAACUGGAAGAAGACCUUUGGAUACUACCAAUAAACUCAUGGAUGACAGUCUAGUAGAUUGGGCUAGACCUUUCCUUACGAAAGCACUAGAAGAGAAUAAUUACGAUGAGUUGGUAGACCCGCGACUAGAAGGAAACUAUGAUCCCGAUGAGCUACAAAGGAUGGUAGCUUGUGCUGCUGCUAGCGUUCGCCAUUCUGCUAGAAGACGUCCUAAAAUGAGCCAGAUUUUACGUGCCUUGGAUGGCGAUUCAUCUUUGGAGGACUUAAAUGAAAAAGCUGGCAAGAACAACACGGCUAAUUUUGGCGGUGCAAGUGGGCCCACCUCUGAUCUCUACGACACAUGUGCAUACAAUGCUGACAUGGUGAAAUUUAGGCAAAUGGUGAUGACAAGUCAAGAUAUGAAUAGUAGUGAAUAUGGUAACACAAGUGAUUAUGGACUCCAUCCUUCUGAUACUAGCAGUGAAUUCAGCAGUGAUUAUAAUCAUUCUGGAGCACACAAGCAAGCAAAAUGAUCAAUUUGAUUUAAGGUGGAAGAAUCGGGGUGUUGUUCGGACUCUGCAAAAAUGUUAUCGCAGUAUAUGUAGGUGACAUUUUUAAAGAGUUUGAAAGUAACAUUGUUUUAUUGAGAAAAAGGAGACUCAA
Molecule: messenger RNA, 2573 nt
Organism: Solanum stenotomum
Lineage: Eukaryota; Viridiplantae; Streptophyta; Magnoliopsida; Solanales; Solanaceae
Product: proline-rich receptor-like protein kinase PERK1
Exons: 9
Coding region: 230-2443 (737 amino acids)
Biological process (GO): protein phosphorylation
Molecular function (GO): protein kinase activity; ATP binding
Source: RefSeq, a predicted model, not a curated record